AUGUCGAACAACGCGGAAAAGACUACUGUUGUCCCGGAAGAAGAUGAUGAGCCUGAUGAUUGGGACAAGCGCAUCUUCAGCACGGGCUGCCACACUGAGCAGGACAAGAUGAAUGACUGCUACUAUGCCAAGAGAGACUGGCGCGAAUGUAAAGAAGAGAUGGAAGCCUUCCGUGAAUGCUGGAAACGCCAGGGCAACGACCAGCGAACAGAGACCAAAGAUGCCUAA
Messenger RNA from Penicillium antarcticum, 228 nucleotides. RefSeq lists its product as uncharacterized. Gene Ontology annotation, biological process: mitochondrial respiratory chain complex IV assembly. The record is from RefSeq and is a predicted model, not a curated record. Lineage: Eukaryota; Fungi; Ascomycota; Eurotiomycetes; Eurotiales; Aspergillaceae. The coding region runs from base 1 to 228 and encodes 75 amino acids. Gene Ontology annotation, cellular component: mitochondrial intermembrane space. The transcript has 4 exons.